This is a messenger RNA of Cherax quadricarinatus, 5170 nucleotides long. Its product is annotated as E3 ubiquitin-protein ligase RNF146-B. Gene Ontology annotation, cellular component: cytoplasm; nucleus. Gene Ontology annotation, molecular function: ubiquitin protein ligase activity; poly-ADP-D-ribose binding; zinc ion binding. NCBI's taxonomy places the organism in Eukaryota, Metazoa, Arthropoda, Malacostraca, Decapoda, Parastacidae. The record is from RefSeq and is a predicted model, not a curated record. Gene Ontology annotation, biological process: Wnt signaling pathway; ubiquitin-dependent protein catabolic process.
UUUAAAAUUAUCGCCCAUGGUUGAGCAACAUAUUUCCCCGAGAAGCAGAGCUUUAUAAGACGUGACUUGUGGUGGCCUUUAACAACCCUGACAACACCAGCAGGAGAACAGCAGUCAACAGUCAGCAAGCAACAGUCAACAGUCAGCAAGCAACAGUCAGCAGUCAACAGUCAGCAAGCAACAGUCAGCAGGUCUUCUUCAGCGCAAAGAAACAAGACGCUUGAAACACAUAGAGAAGCCUCAGAGCACAUAUAGGAGCCUCAGAGCACAUAGAGAAGCCUCAGAGCAUAUAGAGGAGCCUCAGAGCACAUAAAGGAGCCUCAGAGCACAUAAAGGAGCCUCAGAGCACAUAGAGAAGCCUCAGAGCAUAUAGAGAAGCCUCAGAGCACAUAAAGGAGCCUCAGAGCACAUAGAGAAGCCUCAGAGCAUAUAGAGGAGCCUCAGAGUAUAUAGAGAAGCCUCAGAGCACAUAAAGGAGCCUCAGAGCACAUAGAGAAGCCUCAGAGUAUAUAGAGAAGCCUCAGAGCACAUAAAGGAGCCUCAGAGCACAUAGAGAAGCCUCAGAGCAUAUAGAGGAGCCUCAGAGCACAUAAAGGAGCCUCAGAGCACAUAGAGAAGCCUCAGAGCAUAUAGAGGAGCCUCAGAGUAUAUAGAGAAGCCUCAGAGCACAUAAAGGAGCCUCAGAGCACAUAGAGAAGCCUCAGAGCACAUAAAGGAGCCUCAGAGCACAUAGAGAAGCCUCAGAGCAUAUAGAGGAGCCUCAGAGCACAUAGAGGAGCCUGAGCACCCAGUCUCCUAGUGGAACUUUAAUGUUACGUGCACUCUUAUACUCAGUUACUAUGUAAACAAGUUCCCCUGAUCAACCACUAGUUAUAUCCAAGGAACUUGUUAUACCCAAGUUACCGACACUCAAGGAACUUGGUAUACCCAGGAAACUUAUACCCAAGAAACUUGGUAUACCCAAGGAACAUAGUGAUGGCAGAAGCUGAGGCUAAAGAAGAACUUGGUUUAACAAGCCUCAAGGAAAAGUCUGAUGACUGUGAAGCUGAAACAAGUGUGCUCCAGCAACAACAGAAAAGUGAUAAUGAAGAUGAGGAACUUGAAUGUGCAGUUUGCUUACAGAAGUGUGUUCACCCAGUCCGCCUUCCUUGCUCUCACAUUUUUUGCUUCCUUUGUGUCAAGGGUGUAGCAAACCAGAGCAAGAGGUGUGCUAUGUGUCGGCAGGAGAUACCUGCAGACUUUCUCGAUCACCCGACUCUCCUCUCGUCUAUAGAGGCGGAGAAGGAAGAGGUUCUCCCAGGAGGAUAUCAGUGGUUCUAUGAAGGACGUAAUGGCUGGUGGCAGUACGAUGAACGUACCAGUUAUGAAUUAGAGGCUGCUUAUGGGACUGGUCAACGGGCUUGUGAAGUUCUAGUUGCAGGAUUUCUCUAUAUCAUUGACUUUGAUCGAAUGGUGCAGCUGAGACGCAAUGACCCUAGCAGGCGACGACGUAUUAAGAGAGAUCUCAGUUCCAUUCCUAAAAAGGGUGUUGCUGGCAUUAAACUUCCAAGCCAGUUAGAAGCCGAAUUGUCGGCCCUUCAGUCGGCUGCACAUGCUAUACAUAUAGCUAAUCCUGGAGAUACUGGUAUACCUAGUGAUUUAGGAGAUAAUAUUGGCUCUGCUGCUAAUAACAAUGAUCUCUGUCCCCGUACACCCACUGCCCCUAGUAACACUCCACAGACUCCACAUACUCCGAGUGCAGCAAGCAGUAGUAGUGGAUCUCCCGAUACCACCGAACCGACACACUUGCACUCCUUGAGUAUAGAUUCUCAUCACCACCAUUAUCACCAUCUUCCACAGCACCAUCAUCAUUUUCACCAUCACCAGCUUCACAUCCCACAGCAUCUCACUCACAAUUUAAGCACAGCCAAUGAUCACAGCAUUUUGGCAAACACCGUGCACUCGCAUCAUUUACACCAGCCCAGUCAUCAAAACAAUUCUUCUCAUCAUCAUCAUCAUCAUCUCCACUCCUCUAUAUCACCUCUAACAGACAGUGAACCAAAUGAGAUUGAUGACUCCAGUAUCUCUGGCACAGUUGAAGCCACCACAGAUCUGGAAGCUUCAGUUUAUCAGAUAGACCAACUCUCUCUCUCAGCAGAUGCUGCAGAAUUUUACCCACUUGAUUCUACUGAAGAUUCUAAUGAGGAGACAGAGCAAUACCAUCUAACUCUUUCAUCGGAAGAUGAACAACUUUGAUUUUAUAACUAAGUACUGAUAUGUCUGUGAUCAAUAUGACUUUUUCACAAAAGCCUACAAUUUAGACAAUGUUCAUGUUUGUCCUGGAACAUUAUUAAUCAAGUCAUAAACUGAUAAUGGUAAAGGGUGGUCCAAAAUAGAGGAGGGCCCCGUUUGUGUGGCUCUUAGGUUCCUGACCCCAUAUAGGAAGCGAAAAUUGCCAGCGGGUGGAAAGCAUUUUUCAUCAUUGAAUGUGUCUAAAAUGCCUGAUAGCAUGUUUACACUUAUCAUAUACGUAUUAAGUGCUUAAUACAGCUAGGCAUAAAAAAACAAAGUAAAUUACUCAGUAAAUACAGUAUUUACCUUAAAAUAUGGUGCCAGUUGCCCUUCCCUUAAGGAAGUGUUGUAUGAAAACAUUGGUAAAAGCACUGAGCAUAAUAAACAAUGGCUCAAUUGAAAGCCAGUGAAAACAUGAAACACCAAAAAGAGGUGCUGUAUAUGCUGGGUCCUCCUGUAUGUGUAAAGUUUCCUCUCCAAAUUGUUGGUUAUUUGUGAUUUGCUCCAGCCAUGGUAUUGUAACUUUUAUUCAAAAUCAUUUUUUGUAUAGUACUGUAAUAUUAAAUAUAAAUGCUGUACAGUAUAUUCAUUCCUUAUUUUUGCUGAGAGUCAACAAUUUUAAAAGGUUGUCGCAGAGCUCACGGUGAUCCUCCCAGUCUCAGUUUUUAUAUACAGUACAGUGGAUCCUCAAAAAUCGAACUUAAUCCGUUCCAGGAGCUAGUUCUAAAUUUGAAAAGUCUGAAAUUCGAAGCAAUAUUUCCCAUAAGAAAUAAUGGAAAUACAAUUAAUCCGUUCCAGAAACCCAAAAAUAUUCACACAAAAAAUACAUUUUAUAGAGAUUAAUUACAGUUUUACAUACAACAAAUAUUAUAGUUUUUAAUUAUGUAUAGUAAUACAUAUAAAAUAACAUUUUUACUUACCUUUAUUGAAGAUUGGUGAUGGCAUCUGGAAGAUAGGGAGGAGGAGGGAGGGAGUUGGGGUUAGUGUUUGGAAGGAGAAUCCCCCUCCAUGAGGACUUCAGGUAAAUCCCUCUCUGGGGUUACUUCCCUUCUCUGUCUUUUUAUGCCACUAGGACCAGCUUGAGAGUCACUGGACCCCUGUCUCACAAAAUAACUGUCCACAGUCCUCUGUUUCUGGCGCCUCUUUAACAUUUCCCUAAAAUGGGACAUGGUUCUGUCACUGAACUUGUUGUAAAGAUGGCUUGUUUCAGCUUGCUCAGGGUGGUACUUCUGCACAAACAUUUGGACAUCAUUCCACUUGGCACAAAUCUCCUUAAUCUUUGAAGAAGGCACCUCAUCCACUCCCUAUAUUAACACCUUUCGCAACAUCAGCUUCCUUGAUUUGUUCUUUCUUUAACAGGAUAGAACCAAUGGUCGACUUGUUUUUCCCAUACAUCAUGACAAGCUCAACAAGUCUCACACCACUCUCAUACUUCUGUAUUAUUUCCUUCUUCACAUCUAUGGUGUUUCUCACUUUCUUUACCACAGGGGUACCACUAGCAAGUUUCUUUGGGCCCAUGGCAGCUUAUUUCACAGUGCCACAAGCACUAAACACAACGAAAUAAUCGUAAAAUGCGUGAAUGAGAGAGCAGGUUAGUGUUCACUCAAACAUAAACAAAGCUAGACUGCUCAUGGCGCCUGUGCGGGGACGCGGACAGAGCGGGCGGCAGACAGGUCCCGUACCCGGCGGUCCGAAAAUAGGGGCGCGUUCGAUAAUAGGGACACAGUUUGUCCGAAAAAAUGGUCCUAUUUUCGAAACGUUCCAUAUGUGAUACGUUCGAUUUUUGAGGUUCCACUGUAUAUAUACAUGUAUAUAAACAUAUGUACUGCAGUAGUUCAAUGAACAUUCAAGUUUUGUUUGACGCUCAAAGAAGUGGAGUUGAAAGCUGCCUCUGAGCCACGGAGUUUCAAAACUUAACAUUGUUUCUUUGCAUCAUUUAACUAUUUACAUUUUAUUUUAUUUUUAUGCAAAUAAGUAAAUAUUUUCACUGGAUGACAUAAAAGUAUCAUUGCAUUUAUUAAUGCUGAUUAGUGUCUUUAUUCAAUUCCUCAGACAGGUUUUAAAUUAAUAGUUUAGUAAUAAUGUAUCUAUACUUUUUUACAUAAUUUGUAUUUAUCAACGGAAAAACUUUUCAUACAUAUAAAUGUACUUUCACCCUUAAUUCUGGGAUUAUAUAAGUAGUUCUUUGUGAAAAUAUAUUGGAAGAAUACUGAACCUCCUAUGACUUUGUUAUCCUCACUGCUGGUCUUCAAUAUGAAGACAUUUUCUUGUAUUACAGACCCAUCAUGGAAGGUUCCUUCAUGCUGCUGACAGACUUUUGAUCCAGGGAAUUGCCUUGACCUAUUCCUUGGAUCAAAUGUGAUUGCCUCCCAUGCUCCCCAGGCACUGUAUGACCCCCACAGGUUUAGCACUCCUCCCGAUGAAUGUAAUACAGUAAUUUGACAAUUUUGUUUACAGUAUUUUGAACUCCUGUUUUAAGCUUAUCAGUAUAUGAGUCUUAAGAAACUGUAAUACUCUAUGUACUAUGUAUAUGAAUGAUAUUUGUUUUAUAAAAGUCUUAAGUGUUUGCUUCAGUGCUGUAUGACCCUUGUGGGUUUAGCACUUAGUUAUGAUUAUAAUAAUAAUAUUUGCUUGUGUUCAAUGAUAUUCACCAAACUCUGGUGGCCUGGCGGCUAAAGCUCUCGCUUCACACGGCGAGGGCCUGGGUUCGAUUCCCAGCCAGAGUAAAAACAUUGGGCGUGUUUCUUUCCACCUGUUGUCUAUGUUCCCCAUCAGUAAAAUGGGUACCUGGGUGUUAGUCGACUGGUGUGGGUCGCAUCCUGGGACACUGACCUAAUUUGCCCGACAUGUGGUGCAUAACAAGCGGCUUUCUAUAUAGUAGUAUGUCAUUGUUGUCAGC